UGCUCGAGGCCUCCACAUCAUCAGGAAGCUAAAUCCAUUAAGUAGCGGCCGAGGCCUCCGGUCGUUCCCUCGAUUCUCUCCCACAAAAUCCUCAAGCCCUCCGCGCCACCGCCACCGCCACCGCCAUGCCGGCCAGCGAGCUCCGCCCGCAGACGGCGGCGGCCACCCAGCCACCGCCGCAGCCGCACCAGCCGUCGGACUACGAGAGGGAGGAGGAGGAGUUCGUGUGGACGCAGAUAAAGGCGGAGGCCCGGCGGGACGCGGAGUCGGAGCCGGCGCUGGCGAGCUUCCUCUACUCGACGGUGCUCUCCCACUCCUCCCUCGCGCGGUCCCUCUCCUUCCACCUCGGCAACAAGCUCUGCUCCUCCACCCUCCUCUCCACCCUCCUCUACGACCUCUUCCUCAGCGCCUUCUCCUCCGACCACCCCCUCCGCGCCGCCACCGUCGCCGACCUCCGCGCCGCCCGCGCCCGCGACCCCGCCUGCGUCUCCUUCUCCCACUGCCUCCUCAACUACAAGGGCUUCCUCGCGUGCCAGGCACAACGAGUGGCGCAUAAAUUGUGGAAUCAGUCGCGUCGGCCACUGGCACUUGCGCUUCAGUCUCGGAUAUCCGAUGUCUUUGCCGUCGACAUACACCCGGCUGCUAAAAUCGGUAAAGGGGUCUUGUUCGAUCAUGCCACGGGAGUGGUGGUUGGUGAGACGGCCGUGAUUGGGAACAACGUGUCCAUUCUGCAUCAUGUUACGCUCGGCGGAACGGGCAAGGCAGGUGGCGAUAGGCAUCCUAAGAUUGGGGAUGGGGUCCUGAUUGGAGCGGGCGCGACGAUACUAGGGAACGUGAAGAUUGGAGAGGGAGCGAAGAUUGGGGCUGGAUCGGUCGUGCUGAUCAACGUGCCGCCUAGGACAACUGCAGUGGGGAACCCGGCGAGGCUGGUGGGCGGAAAGGAGAAGCCAAAGGAGCACGAGGAGGUUCCUGGAGAGUCCAUGGAUCAUACUUCCUUCAUCUCCGAGUGGUCAGGUUAUAUAAUUUAACAUGCCUGUUCUUUUUUUUUUGUGUGCGUGAUGGUUCAGUUCGGAUGAUGGUGCGAAUGUUGCUCGCCAUGCCGCUUUAGCUGUCAUGUUUGUUUAUGUUGGCUAAGGAACAUUGCGGUUCUUGUCGUGAGCCUUGGAACCGCAUCCGUGUGUGUAUGUAUACCGUCAACUCCUUGUACCGAUUCCCCGGCUUUAAAUUACAAUCGUCCUGGUUUGGGUUGCUGAUAAGUCAUUAAAAAA
Messenger RNA from Eucalyptus grandis, 1268 nucleotides. RefSeq names its product serine acetyltransferase 5. The transcript has 2 exons. Gene Ontology annotation, cellular component: cytosol; cytoplasm. NCBI's taxonomy places the organism in Eukaryota, Viridiplantae, Streptophyta, Magnoliopsida, Myrtales, Myrtaceae. Gene Ontology annotation, molecular function: L-serine O-acetyltransferase activity. The record is from RefSeq and is a predicted model, not a curated record. Bases 126 to 1028 code for a protein of 300 amino acids.